UGGGGCGGGGCUGCCGGCGCCGUAGGUGCGGCCGCCUGGGUUGCUACAGGUGCGUUGCGGGAGCCGGAGCGCGAAGUAGCCGUAGUGGGGUGGACUGUAGCGCGGAGUUUGAGGCAGCUGGUGAGCCCGGGGAAUUUCAGCAUCUUGAGACAAGAUGGACCCGGCUCCAUUUACCAGGCGACAAUGGACUUCACAGUCUUUGAGGAUCACCGCCAAAGAACUUUCUCUUGUCAAUAAGAACAAGUCAUCUGCUAUUGUGGAAAUAUUCUCCAAGUACCAGAAAGCAGCUGAAGAAGCAAAUACAGAUAAGAAGAAAAAUAACACUGAGAACUUCCCCCAGCAUUUUAGAAAGGGGACGCUGAGUGUGUUAAAGAAGAAGUGGGAGAAUCCAGAGCUGGGAACAGAGCCUCAGACAGAAACUCUACGGAACAGCAGUGCUGAGGUGAGACUGAAGGGCGACCAUCUCGGUGUUCCAGUGGAAAACAACACUUCUUCAGUAGCUGGAAUUACUCAAGCAGAAGGGAUUGUUACCAGAUCUAGACUUCAGUCCCCUUCAGAAGUCCUUCUCCAGGCUCAGUAUCCCCACAAUCACAGUGAAGAGUUUAAAGUCCGUUCACUAGACACUGGCAAAAUGGAAAACUGUCUGAGAGAAUCCAAGCAAGAAACAGGAAAACCUGAAGCCAAUGAGAACCCAGAUGCUACAGGCAAAAUAGAGAAAUAUAACGUCCCACUCAACAGACUUAAGAUGAUGUUUGAGAAGGGAGAUUCAGCUCAGACAAAGAUUCUUUGGGACCAAAGCAGAAAUGCAGGUGGAAGAAGGAUCUCUGAAAAUUGCCUUUCUCUGGAAGACUUGGAACCUGGCCCUGGUCAGUUGUCUUCUUCUACAUUUAGUUCAGAGAAAAGUGAGAGUAAAAAAAGUCUAGAGAUCCCUCGCCUUUCUGAAACAUCAAUAAAAGACAGGAUGGCCAAAUACCAGGCAGCUGUGUCCAAGCAAGGCAAUUCCACAAAUUAUAUGAAUGAGCUAAGAAAUACUGGUAAUGAAAUUAAAACCUAUAAAUUGGAGCAAAAAGAGAAUGUUCCCCCAGGUCCUGAAGACUGUAUCUCCCAUCAAGAAGGAGAGAAGAUUCCAGCAACUGAAAACAGCCUGACAUUCCAUUCUGCCAUUACUGAAGAUGGCUCCUGUAACUCCCAGAGUGAAAGUGAACUCCAGAAGCCUGUACAUCUCAAGCAGCAAAGUCCUGACUCCAGAGCUGCUACCUAUACAGAAAGUUCUCCACCUAAAGCAACAAAGAAAUUCCAGCUACCUGCAAAAGAGCAGUGUGUUGAAUGUCAGAAAACAGUGUACCCAAUGGAGCGCCUCUUGGCCAAUCAGCAGGUGUUUCAUGUCAGCUGUUUCCGCUGCUUCUAUUGCAACAACAAACUCAGUCUAGGAACAUAUGCAUCCUUACAUGGGAGAAUCUAUUGCAAGCCUCACUUCAAUCAGCUCUUUAAAUCUAAAGGCAACUAUGACGAAGGCUUUGGACAUAAACCACACAAGGAUCUAUGGGCAAGCAGAAAUGAAACUGAAGAGUCUCUGGAGAGACCAGCCCAGCUUAUAAAUUCAACUGAGAGUCCCCAGAACCCAGGAGUUGAGGAUGCUCCCAUUGCUAAGGUGGGCGUGUUGACUGCUAGUAUGGAAGCCAAAGCCACCUCUCAGCCAGAAAAGGAAGACAAACCAGCUGAAACAAAGAAACUGAGGAUUGCUUGGCCACCUCCAACAGAACUCGGUAGUUCAGGAAGUAUUUUGGAAGAAGGGAUCAAAAUGUUGAAGCCCAAAUGGCCUCCUGAGGAUGAGAUCAGCAAGCCAGAUAGUCUUGAAGAUGUGGACCUGGAUUUGAAAAAGCUAAGAAGAUCAUCUUCACUGAAAGAAAGAAGUCGCCCAUUCACAGUAGCAGCAUCAUUUCGAGCUACAUCUGUCAAAAGCCCCAAAGCCCUGUCUCCGCCUGUUAGGAGAGACUGGAGCAUGCAAGAACAGAAUGAGAAAUUUGAAGGGAGAACAGUAACAGAGCGAAAACAAACAAAGAAAGGCAAAGUCAAGGAGAAUGGGAAUGUGGAGAAAGCCGACUGGAAGAACAAAGAACCGAUAGAAGAGAGGAGAAGGAAGAGCAGGGAGAGUCCUGGUAUUGAGGGAAAGGAUGAUAAUUUUGAAGAGAAUGGUCAAGUAUUAGGUGCAGAUACAUGUGAAGAUGUCAACACAGAACAUCAGUCCUCACUAAAACCAGAGUCCCCAAAUUUUUCCAACUACCAGGGUCACAAAUCCAUCAAGGAAUUUGUGACUUCUCAGAAUCGGAAAUCUCAGGAUGUGGGAUUCUGGGAAGAAGAAAUAGAAGAGCUAUCAGUGGAAGAGCAGAUAAAGAGGAAUCGCUAUUAUGAUGAUGAUGAAGAAGAUGAUGAUGAAGAUGAAAAACAAAUUGGCAUUUAACUAGAAAAUUUGCAAAGGUGCUGGGCCUUAUCUUGGUGAUAGUGUUAGUAAGCAGCUGCCAUCCUUAAAAUUGAUGCUUUUCCUGCAAAUCAACAGAUACCUUAGAACUAUAAUUUAUAUGGAAGUAAAAUUUUGUGUGAAAAUGCAGUGGAUGGCAUUUCUGGCUUACACAGUGCCUCUUCUUAAAUUAUUAGCUUAGGCAGGGUUAUCCUGCUUCAGAUAAACCCCAUAUUGCUACCCAAAUGAAAAUAAAUGCAAGAGAUCUUGUACUUAAAUCCUUUGAUUUUAGGCAAAGAUGAUACAUGCAUUAAGUGCUUUGAAGGUGAAGUCUUGUACAUUCAAGGACAACAAUUAAAAUAAAUGAUUCCCUUUGGGAUUUUCUUGUGUUCCCAAGAAACAGGGUUACAGCCAGAUUUUAUUGACACACUAUUAGUACUCCAAACACUACCAUGGACUAGGGAAACCGGUUCAGAAGGGACUUAGAGGCCUAACAAUUAUGACUGAAUGCACUUUAGUAUAAAGGGCACAAAUAGUAUAUUUUCUAAUGAAAACAAAUGUAAUUGCUUAUUAUUCAUCCAAGUGAUCAAAUUUUUAGUUUCUUUAAAAAUAAAUUCAUUUUCUUUUUUAAAUCAUUAAAAAAAUAGUAUUGUUUUGCAUCCUCCAACCCACAUUCUGUAAUGAAAUUGUUAGGGUGUAACACCAUCGAUCUUUGUGGAGUUUCUUUUGAGGAGAUUGACAUUCAUCCUUAGGCAGCAGUGAUGGAGGGUCUAGCUGUCACCCAAAUAAAAUACAGCAUUUGCCAAGGAGUUUGACAUCUUUGCAAGAAACUGUUCAGUGUCCUUUCUCUGUAGUAUUCAUGUUUGCUGUAAUUUACUUAAUGUGACAACAUUCUUGAGACUCUUUAAAAACCUGAACCUCUGUUCACCAGAGACUUCAUUUUUAAUACCUAAUUAGCUCUGAAAUGUAUCAAUUAUGUUAAAGACAAUAUUUCCAGUGUAAAGCUAGACCAACUGUUGGUCUUUUCCUUGGAACUUAUUUCUAGUGUUAAGAUUUCUGAACACUUCAAAUGUGAUUACAUUUAUUUUACAUAAUUUAUAUUCCAUCUUGGGGUGGGGGAGGUUUUAAACUGUAGGCUCUUUUGUACUGUAUCUUUAGAAAUUUAGCUCUGAUUAUAUUUUUUAGAGAUGUAAAGUAUUCUGCUUUCUUACCAGUAUCGCUCAUAAUAAAACAUUUUUAUCCAA
Messenger RNA from Dromiciops gliroides (monito del monte), 3702 nucleotides. RefSeq names its product LIM domain and actin binding 1 (gene LIMA1). Gene Ontology annotation, biological process: actin filament bundle assembly. NCBI's taxonomy places the organism in Eukaryota, Metazoa, Chordata, Mammalia, Microbiotheria, Microbiotheriidae. Gene Ontology annotation, cellular component: plasma membrane; actin cytoskeleton. Bases 155 to 2461 code for a protein of 768 amino acids. The transcript has 11 exons. The record is from RefSeq and is a predicted model, not a curated record. Gene Ontology annotation, molecular function: actin filament binding.